This is a messenger RNA of Penaeus vannamei (Pacific white shrimp), 2245 nucleotides long. The record is from RefSeq and is a predicted model, not a curated record. Lineage: Eukaryota; Metazoa; Arthropoda; Malacostraca; Decapoda; Penaeidae.
UCCUUCCUCAGUACAGCCGCGCCGCCUGAACCCGAAACAGCUUCACAGAGACGGCCUGAAAUUCUGAUUAUCCAAUUGCAAUUUCGGUUCUGAUUGUUAUAUGGCGAAUCAGAUAGAGAUGUGUGGGUUAUUCUGCUAAGAAAAAAAACGGGAAUUCGUGAUUAAUUUGUCAAUCGAUGACACUGUUUUUCGUGAUUAUUUUGAAAUAAAGAGCAGAAACCUUGAAUCAACCUGCAUUCACAUCGGACAUGAAUCCAGAUCACGUGAACGAAUUACAAAAACGGGUUUGUUUGUAAAUAUACAAGCUGAAGAAGGCGGUACCACCGUGGUUUUUCUUUACAUAAGCUUCAGUAUUUUACAGAUAUGUUGCUGAGAUUGGGUAUUAGUCGUUGGGCAGCAUGUCGCCUUUCAACCAGUGCAGCAACAAGUACUGCACAUGUUCCAAAAGUAUGCAUAGUCGGCAGUGGCCCAGCAGGGUUCUAUGCAGCACAACAAAUUAUAAAGAGUCAUGAGGCAGCAGAAGUAGACAUAUAUGAAAAAUUGCCGGUUCCUUUUGGGUUAGUGCGAUAUGGUGUUGCCCCAGAUCAUCCGGAAGUGAAGAACUGCAUUAACACAUUUACCCAGACAGCAAGCAAAAACAGAGUAACAUUUUUGGGCAAUAUAGAUAUUGGCUCCGAUGUGACUUUUUCGCAACUUAGACAAGCUUAUCAUGCAAUUAUUUUGGCCUAUGGUAAUGCAAAAGAUAGAAAACUGGACAUUCCCGGUGAAGAAUUAUCAGGGGUGCUAUCAGCAAGGCAGUUUGUUGGAUGGUACAAUGGGCUUCCUGAAGAUGCUGACUUGAAAGUAAAUCUUGAUGUAGAGUCUGUAGCUGUUGUUGGACAAGGAAAUGUUGCCUUGGAUGUUGCAAGAAUACUUCUCACGCCAAUGGAUAUGUUAAGGAAAACUGACAUUCCUGAAAAUGUCUUGGCUUGCCUUGAUAAAAGCCAAGUGAAAUAUGUAACCUUGAUUGGUCGAAGAGGACCACAGAAUGUUGCCUUUACCAUCAAGGAACUGAGAGAAAUGGUCAACUUGCCGGGUUGUCGACCUAACUUAAUUGCAGGCGAUUAUCAGCAUUUGAAAGAUUUGAUCCCAAGUUUGCCUCGCCCACGUAAAAGGUUGUUAGAAUUACUAGCCAAAACAGCCUUAGACACCCCUGCCCCAGCCCUUGCUUCAGCAUGGGCGUCGGCACAAAAGGAAUGGAGGUUAAGGUUUCUGCUCAGCCCAGUCGAAGUCCUUGCAGGAGCUGAUGGUCAGACUGUUUCUGGCUUGAAAUUAGCACAUAACAGACUGGAAGGUGAUGGGGAUAACCAACGUGCCGUGCAGACAGAAGAAACUGAGAGUCUUGAAUGCGGGCUCAUCCUAAGAAGCAUAGGCUACAAGGGUGUCCCCAUUGACUCUAGUUUGCCCUUUGAUCACCGCACUGGCACCAUUGCCAAUGAUAAUGGCAGAGUCAAAGGACACAAUGGAGUUUAUGUCAGCGGAUGGAUUGGCACUGGGCCAGUUGGUGUCAUUCUGUCCACCAUGACGAGUGGAUUCACUAGUGGAAAGAUGUUGGUGGCUGAUAUAAACUCAGGUCAAGUUGAUGUCUCCAGUGCGAGAGGUGGUAAAGAGGAAGUACUGGACAUUUUAUCCAAGAAAGAUAAGAAGCCAGUUACCUUCUCCGACUGGAACAGACUAGACAAAUUUGAGACUGAAAUAGGGGCCAAACUUGGGAAGCCACGAGAGAAAGUUACCAAUAUUCAGAAGAUGAUUGACAUCAGCCACGAUUGAUUGGUGCAAAUUUUUUAAUUUCUGCUGCAAAUGUGUUCCAGUAUCAUAUACAUUGUAAUUUAUUGUAUAUACAGAUCUUGCUGUUCUGUUUUGUAUGUUCAUAUUGGAGAGCUUGUUAAGCUUGCAUUAUUAAAGUGUUUGGAUCAUUUACAGACUGAUAAUUACAGUAUAGUAUUGGGCUUAGGAUGAGCCAUUUGAAUAAAAGGGAAAAAUCAUGUGAGAAUACUGUAUUUUGAUGUGAUAUACAUGAGAAGGGCAUCUUGUUUGAUUAUUUGAAAAUAAAUUAUGUAGAUAUACAAGUAAUAUUUGUAUAGUAUAAGUUAUUGUUUGCUGUCUUGUUCAUGUUUUGCUCAAAGGUUGAAAAUAGUUAUAAUGUAAAUAUUAUUAGUAUAUUUUUUACUAUACUCAGGCCUUGAAAUAAAUAUGAAAGAAUAUA